This is a messenger RNA of Drosophila takahashii, 3432 nucleotides long. RefSeq lists its product as uncharacterized. NCBI's taxonomy places the organism in Eukaryota, Metazoa, Arthropoda, Insecta, Diptera, Drosophilidae. The record is from RefSeq and is a predicted model, not a curated record. Gene Ontology annotation, cellular component: trans-Golgi network; endosome. Gene Ontology annotation, biological process: phospholipid translocation; retrograde transport, endosome to Golgi.
CCAACAACAACGACUACUUCCAAUCGCCGGCUUUUAAACUAGUCAACAAAACCAUAAAAUAACUAAAAAAUCAAUACAAAGCACACAUAUCCAAAAGUCGACAGCAAAUAAUUAAUAUUCUAAUCAACAAAGUAAUCUACAAAACGAAAAGAAAACAAAACUAAAUUUUUAGUAGCCGAGUAGCUGGAAAUAUAAAAAAUACAUCACAAUGGAUUGGAUCAUCAACGAUGAGAUGGGCCUUACGGUGGGUCAUAUUGUGGGCUGGGCCGCCGCCUCUGCGAUGGUGAUUGGGGGCGUUAUCCCCUACGUUCCGCAAUAUAUCGAGAUCAAGAAGACGCAGGACGCGGAGGGAUUCUCCCUAUACGUAUGCCUCGCCCUGCUGGUCGCCAAUUCGCUGAGAAUACUUUUCUGGUUCUCCAGCCGCUACGAGCUUCCACUGCUGGUUCAGAGUGUCGUGAUGAACGUGACCAUGUUCCUGAUGAUCCAUCUGUGCGUGAAGGUGAAGCGGGUUAAUGCCAAUAACCGCGAGCACGCCCUGCGAGGCGACGAACUGCAUUUGCCCAAAGUGAUGACGGACACGGAUACGGGAGCCUCUGUUUCCACUGAAGCGGGCGGAAGCGUCCUGAAGCGGGUUCGCUCCCGGCAUUAUCUCAAUGAUCUGGAUUUUAAAUACUUUUGGAGCUGGACAGACUUCCAAUCGUAUCUGGACUUUAUGCUCGUCGUGUGGGCCGUGGGCGCCGCUAUAACAUAUCUGAUGCUUUCCGUGCAUUGGUUCAUGGAAUCCAUGGGCUUUGUGGCCGUCUUCACCGAGGCCAUGUUGGGGGCGCCACAAUUUCUACGCAACUUUAAGAAUAAAUCAACAUAUGGAAUGAGCAUACACAUGGUGAUCAUGUGGACGCUCGGUGAUAUGUUCAAGACUGGUUACUUUAUUGUUAGGAAAGCCCCAUCGCAAUUCUGGAUCUGCGGCACGCUGCAGGUCAGCUUGGACAUAGCGAUCCUGUCACAGGUGUGGUUCUACCGCAAGAAUUCCAAGCCGCGCGAUUUGCGCCGCGGCGAUUAGCAGUUUGCCCCCGAAGAACAGCCACAGCACACCCAUCACCACGAUCUACACACAUCCCAUUCCGAGGAGCAUCAGCUAUCGCUGCCCGUCACAGUGAGCAGCAGCGGAGACGAUCAUCUGCUGACGGCUCGUGCCGACGACGAGCACUUCAAGGUGCUGGACUUUGGUCAGUGCCACGAUAAUCGUGCGUUUCAGUAUCACAAUAAUAACAAGAUGUUGCCCAGACCAGGAGGCAGUGGCAAGAGUAAGGAUGAUAGCAGCAUGGCAGCUGCCUUGGAGGUCGUCAUUGUCCAUUCCCCGGCUUCCAAGGAGCAAAGACUGAUUGGCGGUCAGGAGGCGAGCGGUUGCUGCCGCAGGAAGCGAAAUAAUGCGACCCAAACCAGAUUGGAGGGCGGCGGCAGUUGCUGUUGCGUGAUCACCACCCACCAUCACCACUGCCACUGCAAUCACCACAGGCACCACCAUCACCAUCAUCAUCAUUGUCACUACAGGAGCACAAAGAGACGAGCUCUGCUGCACCAGAAGAGGAGUCAUCACCACCAUCACAAUCAUAACCAGCAUCUGCAAGUCAAGCAGCAGUCGAAUCACAAACAAAUGCUUCCAUCUAACAACAACAACAAGUCUUCCUUGGACUCCAGCGAAGAGGCGAUGCAUCAUCAGGCCAUAGCCAUUGAAAUCGAUGCGGCCACAAUGAGCGAGGAUGGAGAUGAAAACAACAGCAGCACGGCCACGUCGAAUUUCCCCUAUAAGGUUGCCAGCGAAGGUGUAAAACCCAUUAUAAUGGCUCCGCUUCGAGAGCAACAUCGUCAUCGGAGGGGUUCCUUGAAUUCCAAUACCACCAUCGAAACCGAUGAACUUUCGCACGAUGAAGAUGAUGACGAUGUGCGGAUGGGCUCGCACCGUCUACCAGAAGAUGAGACCCAACUAACGCAGCCAGCCAUAACGAAUAGUUCCAGUAGCUCCACAAAAAGGGGCAAUCCUGCCUCCGCUCCAGCGCGAAAUGAGUGUGUGCGGAUCAAGAGAAAGAGGUUUAUAGCAGAAGCUGGACAGGAUUACUGCAGCAGUUGCUCGAGUUCCUGUUCCUGCAGCAGUUUGGAUGAAGAUCUGGAGGCCCAUCACGAAAUGACCGUUUCGGCGGAGUGUCAUCAGUGUUUGCCGGGCUCCCGGAGAGCAAGUUUCUGCUCUUGUCAUAAUUCCACCUGCUGUUGUGGCUCCUGUUCCCAGGAAGAAGACGAGGAGGAGGAGGAAGCCGAUGAUGAGGACGACGAAACUACGGGCCAAAGGGAAAGCUUUUGUACAGCCGCCGAUCAUACCAUUACCCCUUCGCAAGAGGGUGAGGAUAUGCAUAGUAGUACCCUAACACCGCUCAGCACCCAGAGGUCUUCCUUCAUGGAGCAGGAUCAUGGAGAUCACACCAUUAGAAGUGAUAAUGGCGGAGGCAACCUGACCGAUGCAGAUGCCUCUUCACUCAGCCAGUCGGCGGAGUACUUUUCGCUGUCAUCCACGGCCGGAGGAGGAGCCUCUUUUCCUAUCAAAGAAGAGGAUAAAAAGGAGAAGCUGGAGAAGAAAGAGGUGAAGGAUUUCAAGGAAAAUGAAGUGGAGCCACCGUCCUGCAAACACUGGAAUCGCAAUCCACAUGGCAAACACAAACGCGCCUCGUCGCCAGUGGACAACUCCUUAUGACGAAGUGUCUCGCUGGUCGCCUGGCCAGCAAUCGAUGUGAAUGCACUGCUGCAGCAGACCAUUAGGAAAUCGGCUGUGCUGCAGGAGACGCCAGUGCGCAGGAAAUCCACUGCCAAAAAGGUUCCAAGUAAUGAUUCCUCCACGGCCACAUUAACGGCCAGCGUUGUGACAGUGGCCAAAUAUCCGGGACCUGGCUUGGUCACCACUGUCACCAGUUUGAAUGGCUGCGGAACCACCUAUAGCUUCACCACCACCACGGCUGGACCUUUAAAUCCUGCAGCUACCAGCAAGAGAAACUCCAAGUACUCGCCUGUACCAAAUUCCGAGCCCUACCAAUGCGAUCCACUGCAGCAGAGCUCGACGGAAAUCAUCUUAUAACUCAUACAAACAUACCUCUGCACCUUCAACUUUUAUACAGUGCGAAGCCGUAUAAGAGUCAAGGUUAAAGUUCAUUAGUAGGAAGGGAUUAUACAAUAACAUAACACCAAAAUUCGUGGAGAUCGAUGGGAUGGAAGGUAUAUCGAAAAACCAAAAUUCAUAAAGCUGUUCAAUUUGUUGUUAUUCGGGGGUAACAAAAACCAAGAUGAGGAUGUAGAAAAUGCAGACCUAGUUUAUACAUAUUAGAACAUAAAACCAAUGUACAUUAUUUUUUAUGUGAGAUGCAUCAAAAGAUUAGCUUAAAAUGUGAA